Portunus trituberculatus (swimming crab) is the source of this 7224-nucleotide messenger RNA. RefSeq names its product COP1-interactive protein 1-like. Lineage: Eukaryota; Metazoa; Arthropoda; Malacostraca; Decapoda; Portunidae. The record is from RefSeq and is a predicted model, not a curated record.
UCAAGAUCCAUGGCGGCGUUUGGCAGCUCAGAGUUUGAAUUUGAGAACAAGGGAGCAGCAGAGACGAGAGCAAGGAGUCGGUGGUGUUGUGCUUAAUUUUGAAGGGUCCUGAAGGGUGAAGGCAGCAGGUGAUCUAGAUACUGUGCUUUACCUCUCAAGAUGGACUCUGCCGAAAAUGUGCUUCUGAAAUGUGUAAAUGCUUUGGAAUUAGUGCCAGAAAGCUGUUGCUCCAUUAAGCACUUGGCUGAUGGCAAGAUUUACUGCUGCCUAAUUUCUCUUUUGAAUAAGGAAAAUGUUGUCGGGGAGGACUUGGCUGCCCUUACACCCAGACUGGAAUCUUUGUUCCAAGAUCACUUUUCUGGGAACCCCAUCACCUUCAGUGAAGCAAUGGCUGGCAACUGUUUGGAGCUCUCAAAGUUGACCCUUCUUUUGCUCUACAUUACUUUAGUCACUGAGGCAAAGCUGAGGAGCCGCCUCGUUAACUCUGAUUCUCUGGACCAGACAACACAGGCCAAGCUGAAAUAUCUCCUGGAGGCAGUGCAGAAGAGAGGAUCAGCAGUUAACUCACGGUUCCUACACAUUCUGUGCACAGAAAAGCUUGAUAUUAGAAGCAUACUUCAAUACCAGAGUACUGUGAAUCAUGGCAGAGAAGGUUCACCACAUGUCUACACCACCUCCCCCAAAUCCUCCAUCACUUCACCUCUCAGAGAGCUGGUGCAGAGCCCACAGUUCCGCCUGCAGGAAAACAUAAGUGCCAAAAAUAUAGAAAUAAAACGCCUCCAGCAGCAGGUCAUGGCACUGGAGGGUGAGAAACAAGAGACCUUUCUCACCCUGGAGGCAGCAAACUAUAAGAUCACCAAACUUGAGGAGAAAGUAAAGAACCUUCAGAGCAAACUGCAGACCAUCCAGCAACAGCAGGAUGAGUCUGAGGCAUUGGUAGUGGCGGGGGACAGCCUGAGACAGCAGCAGGUGAGCCAACUAACGGUGGAAUGCUCUCAACUUCGGAGGGAGAACGGUUCUUUGCAGCAAACAGUGGAGAGGCUCAAUGAUGAAAAGGAUGAACUCACUGCCAAGAAUUCCUCAGUCCACCAAAAACUACUACUUAUAAGAGCAGAAAAUGAGAGACUGCAAGAAAACAUACUUUCCUUAAAUCAAGCAAAAUAUGAAAAUGAACGCUUGAUUGAGAACCAAGCUGAUGACAUCAAAGAAAUGAAGACACAGUUAGAAGAAUUGCACCUCCAUUUGAUGGAGAACAAAGGACCAAGUGUGUCUAUAGAGGAGUCCUUUGGAAACAUCUCUCCAUCCCACUAUUCGGCCAUCUCUUCCCCUGGGGUUUCAGGUGAAGAAAACAUGGCAGAUGCAGUAGUGGAUAAAAUCUUGUGGGAGCACAAGGAGCAGCUGCAAAAACUGCAACAGGAGUUUGAUGCAGUAACUGCUCAAAGAGACAAACUCAUGGAACAGGUAACUACUGAGGCAGAAGAAAUCAAACGUCUAGUUGAUGAGGUGAGAGGAAAGACUGCCAGUGGGGACUCUUUGAGACAGGAACUGAAAAUUGCCAUUGAGACUAUUGAUACAUUAAUGGGAGAUAAAUUGACACUUACAACAAGCCUACAGGAAAAAGGGAAAUAUGUUGAAGAAUUGAAAGAAGAGAUUAAUAAAGCAAGAGAACAGCUGAGUGAAGAAAAAGAUGCUUUUAACAAUCAGGUCAAGGUGAUGGAGGAAGAUUUUCUCAACACACGUAUGAAAAUGGAGUCUGACAUUCACUUACUGACUGAGGAAAUAAGAAAAGAAAAUAAGGAGAAGGAAGAUCUUGCAGCUCUGUACAAAGACAAAAAUGAUUUGCUUCAGGCACAAGCAGAAGAGAAGUCUCAGUUACUAAAAACAAUUGAGGAAAAGAACAAAUCUUUAGAUGACUUACAGCAGAAGUAUGAUAACAUGAAGAACCAGCAUGUCUCUGAAAGUGAUAAGCUUAAAAGUGAUCUUGAAUGUUCACAGGAUUCUAGUUCUAAAUUGAUGAAAGAAUUGUGUGAAGUUAGAGAAAGUCUUAAUGCAAAAAUUGUAGAACUAACUCAUGAUGUUCAAGAAAAGACUGAUAAUUUGUGUGCUGUGAAGGAAGAAUUGAUUGGCACGAAAGUUGUCAGUGAAGACUUGGUGAAGAAAUACGAGAGUGAGAUUAAAACUUUAUCAGUUAGUCUUGAAGCUGAGAAGCAGUGUGCUGCUCAAGCAAAGAAAGAUGUGGAUGCUUUGAUAGACACCAAUUCUAAAUACAGUGAGAACAUGGAAAGCUUGAGAGAAUCCAAUGCAGAACUUACCAAAGAAAUCACGGAAUUAAAAGUAAGUCUUGAAGCUGAGAAGCAGUGUGCUGCUCAAGCAAAAAGGAUGCAGAUGCUUUGAGACACCAAUUCUAAAUACAGUGAGAACAUUGAAAGCUUGAAAGAAUCCAGUGCAGAACUUAACAAAGAAAUCACUGAAUUGAAUGAGAAGUAUAAGAUGCUUGAACGGCAGAGUGAGGAAGCUGCUAAACACUAUAAAGAUGAAAUGAGUGGACUGGAAGAGAAAUUCAUCAAGCAGGAAGAAGCUCACACUGCUCUUCGGAAAAAGAUGGAAACUCAGGAGCAGAUGUCUGAAAAAGACAAAUUGUCCUUUAUAACAAGUCUGCAAGAAAAAGAUAGAUAUAUAGAUACUCUAAAGGAAGAAAUGAAUAAAGAAAGGGAACAGAUGAGUGAAGAAAAAACUGCUAUUAAGACUAAAGUUAAGAUAAUGGAGAAAGAUUUUCUCAACACACGUAUGAAAAUGGAGUCUGACAUUCACUUACUGACUGAGGAAAAAAGAAAAGAAAAUAAGGAGAAGGAAGAUCUUGCAGCUCUGUACAAAGACAAAAAUGAUUUGCUUCAAGCACAAGCAGAAGAGAAGUCUCAGUUACUAAAGGCAAUUGAGGAAAAGAGCAAAUCUUUAGAUGACUUACAGCAGAAGUAUGAUAACAUGAAAAACCAGCAUGUCUCCGAAAGUGAUAAGCUUAAAAGUGAUCUUGAGUGUUCACAGGAUUCUUGUUCCAAAUUGAUGAAAGAAUUGUGUGAAGUUAGAGAAAGUCUUAAUGCAAAAAUUGUAGAGCUAACUCAUGAUGUUCAAGAAAAGACUGAUAAUUUGUGUGCAGUGAAGGAAGAAUUGAUUGGCAUGAAAGUUGUCAGUGAAGACUUGGUGAAGAAAUAUGAGAGUGAGAUUAAAACUUUAUCAGUUAGUCUUGAAGCUGAGAAGCAGUGUGCUGCUCAAGCUAAGAAAGAUGUGGAUGCUUUGAUAGACACCAAUUCUAAAUAUGGUGAGAGUAUGGAAAGCUUGAGAGAAUCCAAUGCAGGACUUACCAAAGAAAUCACUGAAUUGAAAGACAACCUUACCAAUGUGAAUGAGAAGUAUAUGAUACUUGAACAGCAGAGUGAGAAAGCUGCUAAACACUAUAAGGAUGAAAUGACUGGACUGGAAGAGAAAUUGAUCAAGCAGGAAGAUGCUCAUACUGCUCUCUGGGAAAAGAUGGAAACUCAGGACCAGAUAUCUGAGAAAGACAAGUUGUCCUUUAAAACAAGUCUGCAAGAGAAAGAUAGAUAUAUAGAUGCUCUAAAGGAAGAAAUUAAUAUAGAAAGGGAACAGAUUAGUGAAGAAAAAACUGCUUUUGAGACUAAACUCAAAAUAAUGGAGAAAGAUUUGCUUGACAGACGUAUGAAAAUGGAGUCUGACCUUCACUUACUGACUGAGAAAAAAAGAAAAGAAAAUAAGGAGAAGGAAGAUCUUGCAGCUCUGUACAACGACAAAAAUGAUUUGCUUCAGGCACAAGCUGAAGAGAAGUCUCAGUUACUAAAAGCAAUUGAGGAAAAGAACAAAUCUUUAGAUGACUUACAGCAGAAGUAUGAUAACAUGAAGAACCAGUAUGUCUCCGAAAGUGAUAAGCUUAAAAGUGAUCUUGAGUGUUCACAGGAAUCUUGUUCUAAAUUGAUGAAAGAAUUGUGUGAAGUUAGAGAAAGUCUUAAUGCAAAAAUUGUAGAGCUAACUCAUGAUGUUCAAGAAAAGACUGAUAAUUUGUGUGCAGUGAAGGAAGAAUUGAUUGGCACGAAAGUUGUCAGUGAAGACUUGGUGAAGAAAUAUGAGAGUGAGAUUAAAACUUUAUCAGUUAGUCUUGAAGCUGAGAAGCAGUGUGCUGCUCAAGCAAAGAAAGAUGUGGAUGCUUUGAUAGACACCAAUUCUAAAUACAGUGAGAACAUGGAAAGCUUGAGAGAAUCCAAUGCAGAACUUACCAAAGAAAUUACUGAAUUAAAAGUAAGUCUUGAAGUUGAGAAGCAGUGUGCUGCUCAAGCAAAGAAGGAUGCAGAUGCUUUGAUAGACACUAAUUCUAAAUACAGUGACAUCAUGGAAAGCUUGAGAGAAUCCAAUGCAGAACUUAACAAAGAAAUCACUGAAUUGAAAGACAACCUUACCAAUGUGAAUGAGAAGUAUAUGAUGCUUGAACAGCAGAGUGAGGAAGCUGCUAAACACUAUAAGGAUGAAAUGACUGGACUGGAAGAGAAAUUCAUCAAGCAGGGAGAAGCUCACACUGCUCUCCAGAAAAAGAUGGAAACUCAGGAGCAGUUGUCUGAGAAAGACAAGUUGUCCUUUGAAACAAGUCUGCAAGAGAAAGAUAGAUAUAUAGAUGCUCUAAAGGAAGAAGUGAAUAGAGAAAGGGAACAGAUGAGUGAAGAAAAAACUGCUUUUGAGACUAAAGUCAAGAUGAUGAAAGAUUCUCUGAAUAUGCACAUGAAAGUGGAAUCAGAUAUUCAAACACUGACUGAAGAAAAAAUAAAAGAGAUUGCAGAGAAGGAACAUUUGGCAGCUACACUGAAGGAAAAAGAUAGCCUGCUUCAGAUAUUUACUGAAGAGAAAUAUGAGCUAAUGAAAGCUGUUGAAGAAAGGAAUACAGCUUUUGAAAUCUUGCAGCAGAAAUUAGAGAACUUAGCAAACAAGUUUAUCUCGGAGGAGAAUAAACAAAAUAGUGACCUUGUGCAUGUACAGACAGACAAAGGUAGAGUAAGUCUUGAGCAAGAGAUGUAUGUGAUGAGCAACAAUGCUGAGGAGAGGCUCACCACCCACUGGCAGUCAGUCACCGAUCUGCACAAGGCACAGGAAGGGACUGUGGGACGGCUGACCACAGACUUCUUGCAUAAACAGGAGGCACUCAUUGCUUCCUUGAAUCAUCUGGCAACAAGAAAGGCAGAAGAAAAGCAGUCCUCCCACAGCAGGUCCCUUGAACACCAAAUUGCUGAUAUGCAAAAAGAGUUGACAGCUUCUAAGGAGAUGAUGCGUGUGGAGUCUGAGGCUCAGAACAAGCUGAAGGAACAACUCCUUGCAGCAAAAGAAGAACUAAAGCACGAGAAAAAGUCAUCUGAUAAAAUUAAAAUGGCUUACAAGACAACAAUGAAAAAGUUCUCAGAUCAGAUUGAAGAAUGGAACCAAAUUAAGAAGGAGAGGGAUCUGAUCUCUAAAAAGUAUGAGACUGCCAAAAAGAAACUUGGAGAGGCAGUGUCAAGUCUAGAUGAGGCACGAACCACCAACAUGCAGUACCAACAACAGCUGAGUGAGUUUAAAGAUUACAUUAAAGAGCUUGAGGAGAAGAUUCAAAACCUGAAAGCAGCACAAAGUAGGCUUCAGGAGGUUGAGAGCAAGUACCAGCCUGUCAAGGAGAAGCUGCACAAGUGUGAAAACUCCAUAAGACAACUCAGCUCAGAGAAGCGCUCCCUUGAGAUGCAGCUUAAGCAUGCAGAAGGUCAACUGCAGGAACAAAAGAGGAUACAAAGACGGGAGAGUUUCUGGGAGCAAGAAUCCCAGUUGCCAUUACAAAGAGUUGAGGCACACCGACCAACAUUCUCCUCCUCCUCCUCCAGUGAGGAAUAUUGGGGUAUCAAUGACUCCACUGAGAAAUUGAUUUCCAAGAAGUCAGGAAAUCAAGGACACAACACUAAGGACAUUGUCUUCCGCAAACCAAACAUUCGAGCCAAGAGCAGUGCCAGUGUCAGGGAGGGAGGGCAUCAACAGGAGUCUGCUCCAACUAUACACACUAAGGUUGAAGAGCCUCCUCCUCCUCCUCCUCCUCUUCCUAUGCCAGAAAUAAUCCUUGACAAAUCACUUGGAAAGUCUAUUCCUAAGAGCAUGCAUUUUCGCUGUGAUGAAGAAGAAGAGGAGCUGUUCAAUAACAAAUAUCUCCAUGACAUGAAGGUUGGAAAGUGGCAUGCUGAUGGAGACGAACCUUGGCGGCGCUUGUCUGAGCUUCAGCGGCGAAAUUCCCUCUACCCACCCCACUUGCGGUCCACGUAUCCAGCCGAGAUGCAGUUCAGGCCGCUUGAUGACUUUGAGGAUGAUAAGCUGAGAGAAGGGUGUGCUGUUGAGGAUAGACAGCUGAUGAAUAUAACACAAGCCACUGAGAACCUGGAGUUGGACUCUCCUGCCUUCAACCUUCGGAAAAGAAAAUCUCCAUCUGGUUCAAGUUACUCCGAAACUUCAUUUGAUUCAUCAGAUGGAAAAAGAACCCGAAGACUUUCUACAUCCUACUCGCGUCCUGGUCCUCCCACACCUGGACGUCGCUUCAGCCGUGGAGACAAAGAGAACAGGAGGGAGUCCAGCACCUCAGAACUUUCUCUAUCUCUCUGGCAGCAUCAGAAAAAGGAGGGUUUACAUAUGGCGGAGAACAGUAUCAACUCUGCAGGAUCCAACCAAUCCCAACUGGAGUCUGGUCGUGUGACACGCCGCAGGCAGGUGCAGCACUCCAAGUCUGGCUCUGCACAAUCUCACUCGUCAUCCCCAGGGCGCUCCCCAAGUGUCAUAAGCAAGAAGGGUAUGACAACACCUCGAGGCAGGAAAGGUAUGACUCCAUCAUCACUCAGGAAAAUUCUGGCCAAGGGCAAAUCACCUUGGAGAAAAUUGGAGCAUAAUGAAGAGACCCCAAAGGGCUUGAGGGACAGUACAAACUCCAAUGCCAGCUCAAAACUAAGGAUGUUUCGUAAGCCCUUUAGUUCAAGAAAUUACAAUGUCCAGACAGCAUCCUUGAGGUCCCAAGAAAACUCUGUCAGCCUCGAUAAUUCCUUGGCCUCUUCAAGUGGAGCAGCAAAUAGCUCAACUGAAACAAGAGCGAGAAGAAGGAGGUGAUGAAGUUACUGAAAGAUAUAUAUUACAUAUGCGGAAAAUAUAUGUGUAUAUAUAUAUAUAUAU